UACCACACCUGGAUUACUCCGAGUCCCAAUGGUAUGAUGACUCGUCGUGGGUCACUCAUGGCGGUACGGUAGAGGUGGUCAACGUGCGAAGAAGGUGUGGUGUGACAACGUUGUUUGGCUUCGGUUUUUAUUUAUUUUACGUGUAGUUUUGUGUGUGAGCUUGUGAUUUUUUUACAAUGACUUCUAGUAAACAAUAUCCGCGGUCUUCUUACGGUUUUUAUAAAACUAAGUUUCAUGAUAAAGAGAAAGGAACGUAUCUGGGAAGAACGCCCAAGAGUUGGGCAAAAAUCGGCCUCUUCUACUUGAUUUUCUAUGGCAUGCUGGCGGCCCUUGUGGCCAUUUGCAUGUGGGUCUUCCUCCAAACCUUGGACCCCCGAAUCCCCAAAUGGCAACAGGACGGUUCCGUCAUUGGCACCAACCCGGGCCUGGGGUUCCGCCCCAUGCCCAAAGACAACGAGGAGAGCACCCUAAUCUGGCUCCAAGGCACCAACAAAAUUAACUAUUUGAAUUGGUAUGACAACAUUAUGGAGUUCCUGGACAAAUACUACACUCCUGGUAAAGUUGCCAAAGGCAACGCCUAUUUGAAAACUUGCUCGUAUACUGAGUGGCCCACAGAAACGGAGGUGUGCGAAGUGGACGUGAAAGAUUGGGGCGACUGCAGCAGGGACCAGUAUUUUAAUUAUUAUAGAAGCUCACCGUGUAUUUUUUUGAAAUUGAACAAGAUCUACGGUUGGGUGCCUGAGUAUUACGACGACCCGAACGACCUUCCUGAAGACAUGCCGCGACAGUUGAAAGAGCACAUCAGAAACAUCACAAGGCCCGAAGAACGGUGGAAUGUGUGGGUGUCCUGCGAGGGGGAAAACCCGGCCGACGUGGAAUACCUCGGACCGGUGCAGUUCUACCCUCCUAUUCAGGGAUUCCCCGGUUAUUACUUCCCGUUUUUGAACUCGGAAGGCUACCUAAGUCCUUUGGUGGCCGUCCGAUUUAUGCGGCCAGUUUCGGGGAUUGUUAUCAAUAUCGAGUGUCGGGCUUGGGCGAAAAACAUCCGUUACAACCGAGCUGAAAGAAUGGGUUCGGUUCACUUCGAGCUUCUGAUCGAUUAGGAUCGCAGUUUUUAAUUUUGUGCCUUUGUGGUAUUAUUAGUUUUUGAGCGAAAUUACGCAUUCCAAAGGGACAGACAGUAAUUUGCUAGUUGGCAGCACUGAUGGACUUGCCAAAGAUCGAUAUUCAAAGUUUGGCAUCUAUUUGUAUUAAUUGUGUUCGUAUUUUAAUUAAUUAACAUUAUGUAUAUACGGUUCCACUGUUUAUUUUGUUAUUACUCAGUGUUUUCAAUAAAGAUUUUACUCUUUCA
Molecule: messenger RNA, 1351 nt
Organism: Tribolium castaneum (red flour beetle)
Lineage: Eukaryota; Metazoa; Arthropoda; Insecta; Coleoptera; Tenebrionidae
Gene: nrv2
Product: nervana 2
Exons: 5
Coding region: 177-1103 (308 amino acids)
Biological process (GO): intracellular sodium ion homeostasis; sodium ion export across plasma membrane; intracellular potassium ion homeostasis
Cellular component (GO): sodium:potassium-exchanging ATPase complex
Molecular function (GO): ATPase activator activity
Source: RefSeq, a predicted model, not a curated record